Molecule: messenger RNA, 2462 nt
Organism: Amphibalanus amphitrite
Lineage: Eukaryota; Metazoa; Arthropoda; Thecostraca; Balanomorpha; Balanidae
Product: F-box/LRR-repeat protein 15-like
Exons: 7
Coding region: 350-1168 (272 amino acids)
Biological process (GO): SCF-dependent proteasomal ubiquitin-dependent protein catabolic process
Cellular component (GO): SCF ubiquitin ligase complex
Source: RefSeq, a predicted model, not a curated record
UCCACACCAGUGAAGACUGUUGACGCUACCCGAGCUCUCUACGACGGAUCCACCGGGCAAUCCUAGUGCCUUCAAUGAUCCCCAAAUAUCAGGUAUCAGGUAUCAGAUUUUGGGAGUUAGGUACCUAUAAGAUCCCAAGAGCGAAGAGUUACACAUCUAGCAGCUCCAAGGCAACAGCACAGACUUCAUAUUAUUCUGGAAAUUCAGGAAUUUUGCAGUUCAGAAGAUUGAGAUCCUGCAGCUCAAGACUGAGACACCAUCCCAAACUGAAACCUGUGUCUACCUUGUCCAGGUUGAGGUGGUGACUGUUGUCUGUCCCGUCCCCCUGCCCAUCCUGAGCACCCCAGCUAUGCACCUCCUGGCCUUGCCUCAGGAGGACGUCCUCUUCCCCCAUGUCCUCAGCUGUCUGUCCGUGCAGAGUCUGUUCCUGCUGCGUGGGACGUGCCGCGACCUCAGGGACGCCGUGGACCGCUACCUGGGCCGGCUGAGGGUCCUCGACCUGGCCGGCAACAACUGCAUCACUCGGGAGGCCAUCCAGGUGCUGUCGGACCACGCCGGCGGCCUGGCAGAGCUGGACCUGUCCCAGUGUAAAUGGACAGAAGAUUCCACCGUCCGACCAAUCAUCGCCGCCAGCCCGCGCAUGCGCCGUGUGAGCCUGGCCGGCUGCCAGAGUCUGGGAAACCCCGUCAUACAGACACUGGCAGUCACAUGUAAGGGUCUGACUGAGCUGGUGCUGCGCGACUGCUGCUGGCUCUCUCCGUCCGCUCUCCAGGUACUGAAUCUCCACCUCCGGCACCUGGUGCGGCUGGACCUGGCCGGCUGCUGGGGAGUCAACGACGCCACGCUGGCCGAGCUGUUCUCGGAACAACCCAGUCUGGAGGAGGUGGACAUAUCCCGAAUAUACGCCACUACGGACCGGACCGUGGCCAUACUCUCCUGUCAGUGUCCGCGUGUCCGGCGGCUGGGGCUGCGCGGCUGCUGGAGGAUCACCGACCACGCCAUCACAUACGUGGCUGAAUACCUGCGCCAGCUGACCCACCUGGAGGUCAUUGACUGCCGUGACGUCACGGAGCGCACACUGCGUGCUCUGCGCGCGCGCUGUGCAGUAGACCGGCCUGAGCCGCGGGCACACCCCUGGGAGAUGGAUUACCCCCUGUACCAGAUAUGAGAAGGCCGCCUCAUAUCCAUACCCUCAUAGAUGGAGUAUUCCCUGUACCAGAUAUGAGAAGGCCGCCUCAUAUCCAUACCCUCAUAGAUGGAGUAUUCCCUGUACCAGAUAUGAGAAGGCCGCCUCAUAUCCAUACCCUCAUAGAUGGAGUAUUCCCUGUACCAGAUAUGAGAAGGCCGCCUCAUAUCCAUACCCUCAUAGAUGGAGUAUUCCCUGUACCAGAUAUGAGAAGGCCGCCUCAUAUCCAUACCCUCAUAGAUGGAUUACCCCCUGUACCAGAUAUGAGUAGGCCGCCUCAUAUCCAUACCCUCAUAGAUGGAUUACCCCCUGUACCAGAUAUGAGUAGGCCGCCUCAUAUCCAUACCCUCAUAGAUGGAUUAUUCCCUGCACCAGAUAAGAGGACUCGUUAUAAGAGCUACUACAGCUGACUGGAGCGGGAUCACCCGCUCUACCGGGUUGGAGAGGUGCUGUAUUAUGGCGUCAUAGAGUGAUCACUGUUAGGGAUGCAACGUCAUAAGGUGGCUCCGUAUAGUUGGACUUGUGACGUCGUAAAUUGAAUCUACAUAGUUGGAGUUGUGACGUCAUAGAUUGAAUUCUGGUAGUGAGACCAGUGGCGUCCCAUUAUCCAGCGUUGGUGGUUCGUACUAGUGACGUCAUGAACUUGCCGGUGAUAGACUAUUUGACGUCAUAUACGACGCCGCAAAGUGGCGAAAUGUUGACGUCACAAUGUGGCUUCCUGUGAUGAUCGCUGGCAGACUAUUUUAUCACAUUUUUGACGCUGAAGUUGUGAUAGAGAACUACGGUUUGAUACCCCGUGACGUCACACGGGUGUGAAUCUGUGUCCUGUGACGUCAUAGGUGCGUCUUUAGCCGGCGGGUGGCCUGUUGUGUGUGGGUGUUGAUUCUACGGUGAACUGAUCUUAUCGUGCAAUUGUUGGAGGACAAACGUAUUCAGGGGCUGAAUAUACGAGUAGGUACUUAUGCACAUAAUCCUUGUAGGUUACUAUUUAACAAAUGAAUAGGUAUUUAAUGCCAAUGUGCAUAUAUUGUUUUAUGUUUCGCUUAUUCGUACAUUAAAUUUCCAUCACUAUGCCUAUCGCUGAAUGAUGUGCGUGAUAUAUUUUGGAUUUUCAAGUGUAAAUGAAUUAUGUGCAAUCAACGUUCAGUCAUUGAAUGCACACUUAUAUUGUACAUUUUUGCAUUACAAUGUAUUCAAUAUUAAUUGAAUAUGCAUGCAUGCUUUGAUUUGUGUUAGUGUUGAAUCAUGUCGAAUUAAUGUCUCGGUCAAAAUAUCA